Messenger RNA from Penicillium bovifimosum, 336 nucleotides. RefSeq lists its product as uncharacterized. The transcript has a single exon. Bases 1 to 336 code for a protein of 111 amino acids. The record is from RefSeq and is a predicted model, not a curated record. NCBI's taxonomy places the organism in Eukaryota, Fungi, Ascomycota, Eurotiomycetes, Eurotiales, Aspergillaceae.
AUGCGCCGUGUCUACCAAGAGGUGGUAGUCCCCCAGAUGCUCUAUGGGGUCGCCGUAUGGUUGUGCCUCAAGGCAAGGACAAUGCCUAUGGAGAACGACCCAAAAUCACACCGAGUACACCGGAAUCUAGCAACGCGCCGCCCAAUUAAUAUCUGGAGAAUUCAGGUCGACCAGCACACCCGCACUCAAAAUGGAGCUGUUCCAUCUAUUCAUCGAGCUCCAUCUGUAGCAAAUGAUCGAGGAAACAGCUAUCCGAAUCCUGGCAAGAUUAGCCUGGGCUCGGCCAGAGCGCCUAUGCUGGUUACGCCUGCGCACGACCAAAGAGACCAAGGUUAA